GCCACAUGAGCCACGACAUCCGUAUAACAAUCAACAUUGUUAAUUUUUCAAUUUUUUUUCUUCAAAUUCUCUCUUGGUCAUUCGACUAAUGAUAAGAUGCUUUUGACAAACAGUGAAACGUUUCUAAGCGAAAUGAGCAAACUCUUCUAUACGAAUCAAACGAAUGGUGGUUCAAUUUAUAUCACCAUGAAACGUAUAGAUAAUUCCAAAAAGCCAACACCACGAGCAGAAAAAUUGAAAAAGAAAACGCAAGAUAAAUCUGUAACUGAACAACGAAAAGAAUAUAAGUGCCUGAUUCGUGUACAUGAUAACAAACGUAAAAUCAGUACCAUCGUUUCGGCAAAAGAUGUAAAUAAAUUUCAACAAGCAUAUUCAAAUCUUUUGAAAGGAAAUCUUUAUGGACUGAAAAAGAAAGAUAAAAAGAAAGCGGUUAAAAAUCCAAAGCAACACAAUGAUAGUGAUGAUUGUGGUUUUUUCUUCAAAUUUUUUUUUAAAUUCCAGAUUUCCGACAUAAUUUUAAUCGAUGUAAAUUGUUUUUGCGUGCCCAAUUUAUAUAUUAUUAAUAAUGAUUUUUCUGUUCAAAUCAUUUUCAUAUCAUACAAAUGUUCAUUGCAAUUUUCACAUUUUUUUUUGAAUGAAUAA
This is a messenger RNA of Dermatophagoides farinae (American house dust mite), 642 nucleotides long. It is a transcript of the gene Srp14, whose product is annotated as signal recognition particle 14. Gene Ontology annotation, biological process: SRP-dependent cotranslational protein targeting to membrane. The record is from RefSeq and is a predicted model, not a curated record. Gene Ontology annotation, molecular function: endoplasmic reticulum signal sequence receptor activity; 7S RNA binding. Gene Ontology annotation, cellular component: signal recognition particle, endoplasmic reticulum targeting. NCBI's taxonomy places the organism in Eukaryota, Metazoa, Arthropoda, Arachnida, Sarcoptiformes, Pyroglyphidae.